AUGACUACUCACCUUUCCUCAUCAACUCCGGUCAAGAGACAUCCACCACAAGCAUCUACUCUAACUUCUCUCUCGUACUCAUCUCCAGACAUGCACUUCUCUUCCCUCUUGACUCUUCUUGCCAUUGUCGCUGCCACUUCUGCGGGUACCAUCGAUAAGCGAAAGAACGUCGACCGACCCGACCCAGCCAACCUUGACCACUGUCCCGGCCACGCAACUGGUGACGCCGACAAAUGCACAUUCGAGUCGCAAUCCCAGGGUCCUGACUCUGUUCUCACCACCAUAGUCGGUGAUCCGGUCGACAACUGCCAAGGCGGAACCAACGACCUGAAAACAACCAUUGGAGGUGACAAGACUGUCUCCCAGUCUUGGAAGUGGGGCGUGAGCGAAGGGUUCUCUGCGGAUGGCGGAGAAGAGCUUCCGAUCGGUGCAUCGUUCGAGAACUCCGAUACUUGGACUAGCACGGAGGCGAAGACGUUCAGGCAGAACGUCCAAGUCACUAUCAGACCUGGACAAAAGGCUGCUCUGGUUGCCAAAGUUACGGCGAAGACCUACCUCGGUCGUGUUCGUGUCAAUUAUGGUGACCCGACUGGAGAAGCUGGCAAGAACGACUACCACUACAUUUGGUACAACAACGGUGUUGGGAGCAUUCAACCUACCGACCAAGUUGUGUAUGACCAAAAGAUCGUCAACUGCGACCAAGAUAUUUAA
Molecule: messenger RNA, 711 nt
Organism: Marasmius oreades (fairy-ring Marasmius)
Lineage: Eukaryota; Fungi; Basidiomycota; Agaricomycetes; Agaricales; Marasmiaceae
Exons: 2
Coding region: 1-711 (236 amino acids)
Source: RefSeq, a predicted model, not a curated record